GCUGGACAGACACAAGUAGAAGGUGGCUUCUUUCUUACGCCUUCUUAGUUGCCCAUAAACGUAUGCCUAGGGAAACAGAGGUCAGCCCUGAUACAUAUGGUUCAAUUUUAACAGAAGUAAGAGGACUUCAAUUUGAAGUACGAUUUGAGCAUAAGAUUAGGAGCUAGAAAUUCCUUGAUUCUAAUCUCACUCCUUUAAGAAAGAAAGAAAGACAAAAAUCCCCCUAAACAUCUGUGGAUUUGGACAAGUCACUUACCCUCUCUGCCUUGGUUCCCGAGCUGUACAAUGGGGAUAAAUACUGGGGCCUUGCGGAGUUGAAGAGCCCUGUAGACCUGCCAGCAUUUUGGAACAGAAACCGCAUUUUCAGAACUCUGCCCCAUAACGCUGGAGCUGCUUGGCCACCUUUGGUUUAGGAGCUUGUUCACUGCUUCUUGCCACUUCUGCCACUGAUCUGCUACCAGGUUCCCCUGCGAGGCACCGCUGAGGACGUUAGUGGGACAAAGAGCUGCAUCUGAAAUCUCCCAGCAUUUAUGUCAAGCUUAAAAUGAUAAAAUGUUUGAGAGAUUCUGGAAGGUGAGUUUAGGGCUGUUGGAAGCUGCAAGAUCAGCCUCCCAGGGCUUGACGGCCUCUAUCCAGCCAGAGACAGGGACAGCAGUGGGGCAAGAUUCCCCCCCACACCCUGGCAGGGAGCCUAACUCUGAUCAGGAGGGGCCUCCUCUAGCUCACCCUCCAUGACCUAGCAAGUCGUUGGUUGCCAAAAAAGGGGUCAAUUAUGACAGCGGGAAGAGUCAGCCACGCAAACUGGAACCAAACAGCAAGACCUCUGCUCCGGGUACCAGCCUCCUGCCCAGCAGGUCUCAGGGAGGGGGCCUUGCAUUAAGGUGGAUUUCUCUGACAUUGGCUAGUGCAUAAUCCGUUUAGCUCCAAGGUGAAUCACUGCAGUUUUCCUUUUAAGGAGAGCACCGUCUGGGAGGAAGUGGGGGGAGGGGUUCAUUGAGAGCUUCUCUGCCACGCCUAGUCGUUGCUCCAGGCUGAGACGCCAAGCCAAAAGCCGAUCCCGUCAGCAGAGCUGAACAGAGACUCGGAAGGCUCCCAGGGUGAUUGCCUGCUCCUUUUCAAACCAGCCUCCUUGCAAAGCGGUCUCCUUUCCACCAGCGCUCCCAGCCAUGGCGAGAAACCACCAGGUGCAAAAAGCCAAGCUGGCCGAGCAGGCCGAGCGUUACGAGGACAUGGCUGAUUUCAUGAAGGCAGUGGUGGAGCACGGGGAUGAGCUCUCCAAUGAGGAGCGCAACCUCCUCUCCGUUGCCUAUAAGAACGUGGUGGGAUGCCAGAGGUCCGCCUGGAGGGUCAUCUCCAGCAUCGAGCACAAGACUGAAGAGGGUGAUGACAAAGCGCAGCUGGUGAACGAAUACCGGGAGAAGGUGGAAGGGGAGCUGAAGGAUGUCUGCAACAUUGUCCUGGGGCUGCUGGACAAGUAUCUCAUUAAGAAAGCCAGCGAUGCAGAGAGCAAAGUCUUCUACCUGAAGAUGAAGGGAGACUACUUCCGAUACCUGGCCGAGGUAGCCACCGGGGAUGAGCGCAAAGAAACCAUAGAAAAUGCUCAGAAAGCUUACCAGGAAGCAAUGGACAUCAGCAAGAAGGAGAUGCAGCCCACGAACCCCAUCCGCCUGGGGCUUGCCCUCAACUUCUCCGUCUUCCAUUACGAGAUCGCCAACGCCCCAGAGCAGGCCAUCACGCUGGCCAAAACCACGUUCGAUGAAGCUAUGGGAGACCUCCACACGCUCAGUGAAGACUCGUACAAGGACAGCACCCUCAUUAUGCAGCUGCUCAGGGACAACCUUACAUUAUGGACGGCAGAGUGUGCGGGAGAAGACGGUGGAGAAGCCGCGGAAGAGCCUAAGAACUGAACUGCAGCCCACCACGCAAUGGUCAUUCUCCCUGUCCCUCCUCCUUUUUUGUAAGACACGUCUCGGCUCCCAGAAGCUCUGCCUGGAUUCCAACAGCAAAGGGGACUGACUGGUCUGUGCGUAUGGUAUUCACACGUUUUAUCUUGCCUUUUCUCAUGGCAGCUUUGGGACAAUUCCCCCUUCCCUGACCCUCUCCCCCUCCUUCCACAUUUCUUCCUGCUGGGGCAGUUACUGCUGUGGAAGAGCACUAAUAGCUUCACACAAACUUGGGUGUCCCACACAUUGUCAGUAACACCGGGGCUUCCUCAUCCCUCCAGCAUUGGGGCCUGGGGGUGCCUCGUGGCACUUAACAUUUAAAAAGGGGGAAGCUGAGUUUGGUUUUCAGGGUAAAGAUACCAAAACCUAGUCGAUUGCAGCUAGAGAGUGCGCUCUCCUUUGCUUUCUGUAGUGACUUAUUCUGCAGGGUUCCUCUCCAGCCUGCUGGGUAUUCCUUGCAGUCAGUAGGACGCUGGAGGUGUUGGGCCAUGGGGGGUUCUUUGUAGUGGGUUAAGAAUGACAAACUUGAGGUGCCUCCUGUAUUUGUGUAUUGCCAAAGCCACUGCCUGCCUGUCCCUCUCCAAUAAAACUGCACUUACGCUCCUG
Mauremys reevesii (Reeves's turtle) is the source of this 2549-nucleotide messenger RNA. RefSeq names its product stratifin (gene SFN). Lineage: Eukaryota; Metazoa; Chordata; Testudines; Geoemydidae. The transcript has a single exon. Gene Ontology annotation, cellular component: cytoplasm. Bases 1167 to 1907 code for a protein of 246 amino acids. Gene Ontology annotation, biological process: signal transduction. Gene Ontology annotation, molecular function: protein kinase binding. The record is from RefSeq and is a predicted model, not a curated record.